CCCACCAGCAUCUCUACAAGCACCAUGCCAACAACCACAUCUGCAUCCACCAUUACAGACUCCAGCACCUUUGUGUCCUCCACCAGCAUGGCCUCCAGCACCUCUUUGCCCACCACCACCACCUCUCGUACCACUACUGACACCAGCACCUUUGCAACCACCAUGCCAACCACCAGUUCUGAAAACACCGUGGCCACCACCACCUCUGCACCCAUCACAACAGUCUCCAGCACCUCGGCACCAACCAUGACAGCCACAACCACCUCU
This is a messenger RNA of Balearica regulorum gibbericeps (East African grey crowned-crane), 267 nucleotides long. NCBI's taxonomy places the organism in Eukaryota, Metazoa, Chordata, Aves, Gruiformes, Gruidae. The record is from RefSeq and is a predicted model, not a curated record.